UCGAUUAAUACUGGACAACUUUGCGAGCAGUUUCAGUUUCAUUUCAGUUAUCAAAUAGGAGUUACGUGGUUUGUUAAACGCACGGAAAAUAGCAGUUAACUCGGGAAUAAUAAAGUGAUGUCAGAAAUUAGAAAAUUAAAGAAAAUGAAGUAUUUUUUGAUCCUUUUGUUUCUUGUUCCUAUCAAUUGUUCCAAGCAAGCGAAGAAAAUGAAGUGCUUAAAUCCACCAACCACAGCGAAAAAGGUGGAAAUGUUUAUAAAGGAGUGCCAAGAGGAAAUUAAAACUAAAAUUGUCCAAGAAGCACUUAUCAUCUUAAACGGAAAAUAUGGAGAAGGUCACAACGAAUACGAGGCAUCUCAUGCAUCAUUUUACGACAACAAUAAUGGAUAUUCUCGAAUCAGAAGACAUUUGGGAUAUAAUCCAACUUUAGUAUCGCGAGAGGACAAGCGAAUAGCCGGGUGUCUACUUCAUUGCAUCUACGCUAAGAACAAUGCCAUUGACAAACUUGGCUGGCCGACGCUUGAUGGCCUCGUCCAUUUCUAUUCGGAUGGCGUCAGCGAUCAUGCUUUCUUCAUGGCCACUUUGAGGGCAACUAAUUGCUGUCUUAGGGCGACUGGUGAGAAGUAUGGAAUCGAUCGACUUGAACAUCCAAAACACGGCGAAAGCUGUGAUCUUGCCUUUGAUGUUUUCGACUGUGUUUCGGAUCAAAUGACGGAAUAUUGUUUUGAUCAGUUUAGUCCAUAAGAUAAAUCACUGGAAUCUCCAGC
Messenger RNA from Hermetia illucens (black soldier fly), 767 nucleotides. RefSeq names its product general odorant-binding protein 70 (gene Obp73a). The coding region runs from base 118 to 744 and encodes 208 amino acids. The record is from RefSeq and is a predicted model, not a curated record. The transcript has 4 exons. NCBI's taxonomy places the organism in Eukaryota, Metazoa, Arthropoda, Insecta, Diptera, Stratiomyidae. Gene Ontology annotation, molecular function: odorant binding.